AUGGUCUGGUCUUUCGUCCAGGAUAUGAUCAUCAAGUGCAUCGGACUCAAGCUCUCUUACGCUCUCUCUCAGAUCAUCGAAGGUGUCUGCCUCAUCCCAAUCUUCUUCAUCCACAACAAGUGGGCUGCACUCGGACUCCUCACACCACUCGGUAUCGCUUGCUCUGUCUUCAACUCUGUCCCAUACGCCAUCGUCGGCAUGUGCUCAAAGGACGAAGAGAUGGGUACACUCAUGGGCAUCCUCAACAUCUUCGUCGUCGUCGGCCAGCAACUCGCUAACUGGAUCAUCGGCUCAGGCAUCGGCGCAGCAACAAAGGGCAAGAAGGGACCACUCCUCGGCUCUGGAUGCGUAUUCGCUUUCAUCGCUGCUAUCCUCUGCUUCUGGAUCAUAGUCCCAGAACAGAAGCCAGAAUCUCUCGACUUCGAUGACGACAGAGAAGACAUCAACAACGAGAAACCACAAGUUGAAAUCUAA
Molecule: messenger RNA, 474 nt
Organism: Trichomonas vaginalis G3
Lineage: Eukaryota; Parabasalia; Trichomonadida; Trichomonadidae
Product: sucrose transmembrane transporter protein
Exons: 1
Coding region: 1-474 (157 amino acids)
Biological process (GO): transmembrane transport
Cellular component (GO): membrane
Molecular function (GO): sucrose:proton symporter activity
Source: RefSeq, a predicted model, not a curated record